Molecule: messenger RNA, 3335 nt
Organism: Triticum dicoccoides
Lineage: Eukaryota; Viridiplantae; Streptophyta; Magnoliopsida; Poales; Poaceae
Product: trihelix transcription factor GTL1-like
Exons: 3
Coding region: 406-2805 (799 amino acids)
Source: RefSeq, a predicted model, not a curated record
CCUCCCAGCUGCUACAGUCCUACUCCUACUAUUCAUCCAUCCGUCUCACUAGCUAGCAGCUUCUCCUUCUCCUCCUUCUCUCUCUCUCUCUCUCUCUCCAUGCCAGCCUAGCCUAGCCUAGCUGGUACUUAUCUCACUCCCACUCCUCGCAAUAUCUUCUUCUUCCUCCUCCUCAAUUUCCCCUUCUCUCCCCCCUUUUCCUCACCUCUUUCCAGGCCAGGUGUGCCGGCCGGCGCGCGCGUUUCCACUAGCGGAGCCUCUUCAUGCAUGCACUGCUCAUGGCUCCGCGCCCUCGCCCGUCCGCCUCACUCCCACAGUAGCCGCCGCCUAACAACAACUCAACAGUGAGCAGCUACCGCAAGACAAUUCCCCUCUGCGGCGACUGAGGAGGUGAGGGCCGGAGCCAUGCAGCAGCCGGCCGACAUGCCGCCCUUCUCCCCGCCCGGCUGGCGCGGGCCCGCCGGGGCGCCCUCGCCCAUCAGCAGCCGCCCGCCCGCGCCGGCCCCGGCUCCGGCUCCUGCGCCAGGACAGCAGCACCAGCAACACCAGCAGCAACAUCAGCAGAUGGACGAGCAGCACGGGGGGGCGGCGGUGAGCGGGUCGGGCUCCGGGAGCGUGGACGGCGGCGAGGAGGGCGAGCGCGGCGGGUCGUCGUCGGCGGCGGGCGGCAACCGGUGGCCGCGGCAGGAGACGCUGGCGCUGCUCAAGAUCCGGUCCGAGAUGGACGCCGCCUUCCGGGAGGCCGCCCUCAAGGGCCCGCUCUGGGAGCAAGUCUCCAGGCGGCUGGCGGAGAUGGGGCACACGAGGAGCGCCAAGAAGUGCCGCGAGAAGUUCGAGAACGUCGACAAGUACUACCGCCGCACCAAGGACGGCCGCACCGGCCGCGGCGACGGCAAGACCUACCGCUUCUUCACCGAGCUCGAGGCGCUCCACGGCUCCUCUGCCGCGCACCACCCGCCGCCUGCUCACGUGGCCGUCGCGCCACCGUCCGCCCCAGCCGCGAGCACAAUUGGCGCGUACUCCGGCGUGCCCUCGGCGCCUUCGCGCGUCCUGCAGGCCGAGCCGUCUCCGCCGCCCCUUCUCCUAACGCAUCAGCCGGUGUCUACCGAGGCGGCCGCAUGCCUGACGACGACGGCGGCGGCGGCGGUGGGAGACGCGAGCUUCUCUGAUGGCUCGGACGGGGAGGACACGGACGAGACGGCGGACGGCGGGAAGCGGAAGAGGCGGGGCGGUAGCGGGAGCGGGAGCUGGGGCCACGGCGGCAAGGCCAUGCGGUUCUUCGAGGGGCUGAUGCGGCAGGUGAUGGAGCGGCAGGAGGCCAUGCAGAGCCGCCUCCUGGAGGCCAUCGAGCGGCGCGACCAGGACCGCAUGAUCCGCGAGGAGGCCUGGCGCCGGCAGGAGGUGGCGCGCCUCGCCCGCGAGCAGGACGCGCUCGCGCAGGAGCGCGCCGUGGCCGCCUCCCGCGACGCCGCCGUCGUCUCCUUCAUCCAGAGGAUCACCGGGCAGAUCGUCCCCGUGCACGCGCCGCCAUCGUCCUUCCCCGCUAAGCCGGCCGCCACCGUCAACUCGGUCAAGCCGCCGGCGCUGCAGCCGACGCCCGUCGCCUCCGCUGCGCCCGCACCUCCUACUCCACGGCCGCCCGUUCAGGCGCAGCCGAACGUGACUACGCCAAUGAGAACACAACCGCAGACGCCGCCGCCGCAGCCACAGCAGCACGCAACGCCGACGGCGACAGAGCCACAGCCAGUGACGCCGCAGCCGCAGCACCUACAGAGCAAGGAGAUCGUCGUCGUCCACGCGGCGGAGCAGCCGCCGGUGGACAUGGCCGGCGGCGCGUCGCCGUCUCGGUGGCCCAAGGCGGAGGUGCACGCGCUGAUCCAGCUGCGGACGGAGAUGGAGACGCGGUACCAGGACACGGCGCCCAAGGGCCCGCUGUGGGAGGACAUCUCGGUGGGGAUGCGGCGGCUGGGCUACAACCGGAGCUCCAAGCGGUGCAAGGAGAAGUGGGAGAACAUCAACAAGUACUUCAAGAAGGUCAAGGAGAGCAGCCGGAAGCGCCCCGAGGACUCCAAGACCUGCCCCUACUUCCACCAGCUCGACGCGCUCUACCGCACCAAGGCGCUCGCAUCCUCCUCCUCCUCCUCCCCCGUCGUCCAUGCGCCGGUCACCGUGCUCUCGCCGGUGCCGCUGUCUUCCCAGACGCCACCUCCUGCGGCGCAGCACGUCGAGCACGGGGCCAAGAGCUCGAUCACCAACGGCAACGGCCAUGGGAACGGUAACGGCGCGGCCAUGCAAGUGAAGGCGAGCAACGGCGCCGGUGCUGCGGCGAUGUUCCCCUCCCCCGUCCAUGCCGCCGGCAACGGCGGCAACAACGGCACGGCGACGAACAAACUGGAAUCCAAGCAAGAAGUUAUCCCGAAGGAGACGGCAACGGUGGUACCGCCGGCCGUGGCCAUGAACCACAGCUACGGCCGCAACGACAGGAGGGACGUGUACGACCUGGACAGCGACAGCAUGGACGAGGACGAGGAGGACGACUUCGACGACGACGACGACGACGACGACGAGGAAGACGACGCCGUCGGCGUCCCCGGCGGCCGCAACAUCAACAUGCCGCCGGCGCAGUACGACGCCCACUUCCUCCAAAGGCAGCAUCAGCAGCAACAACAUCAGAACCACAACCACAACCACAACGUCGUCCGGCCCAACGCAGCGAACGGCAGCGGCAACCCGCCGGCGGGCAACGCGGCGCCUACAUCUGCCCCGGCGACAAGCGGGACGCCAUUCCUGGCCAUGGUCCAGUGAUGAUCGAGCAAGACGACGACGACGACGCUAGCGCUACAAACCAAGAAAGCCCAGGUGGUACCGAUCUCGAUCUCUCGUGUGCCCAUACGGAUCUACAUCUCCACAUGCAUGCCCACUUGAUCGAUCGAUUGAUACCCCCUGCCUGCCUGCCUGCCGGUGCUAGCUAGGUAAAAACCCUACACAGAAAAUUUACUUUUGCUCCUUCCAAUCCAAUCCAAUCCAACAACCCUAAAUUAUUUCCAUUAUUGUUAUUAUUGUUAUUAUUCCUGGUGCACAUAUAUAUAUAUAUAUGGGCGGCGUAUACAUGAUGUACAUGUCACACAUCUUCACCACACUGUACGUAGAGGCACGGUAAAUUAAAAGGCGUGGGAAUUUACCUUUUUAUUUUUUGAGGAUACUUUUGGAGUUACCAUUUUUGUCUAAAAAAAGUUACUGUCCAGCAUGUGUCAUGUAAGAAUUUUGUGCUCUUGUUAAAUGUUGAUGACUGUCAAGAACUUUACACUUGGUAAAUGUGAAUGUUAUUCUACAUA